AAAUUUUUUUUUUCAAUAAAUCACCUAAGGAUUCUUGCUAUCGCGGCUAACUUUUUUUUUCUAUGCAGGCAACAACGUAUUUCAGCGAUACGGGGAGCAUAGCUGACGUUCACUCCACGGAGCAUAUCCUUGGAACGUACAGGAUAAUGCUUGAGGAACGAUUUCAAUAUCGCCGGACCGACAGAAAGACGACAUCCAGCACCGGACCUGGACGCGGCAAGAUUGCCAAGGGUCAACUCCGCCCUCGACGAGGUUUUUUCGUUGGCGAGAGCGCCUCGUCGAGACGCUUAAAUAUCCUAGCCGGUCCGCGAGGCCUACGCCGCGGCUGCCCUACCACGGAGCGUUGCUGGCACGAGACAGGAUUUCUUUGAGGGGGCCGAGGACGGACGGCCGUGCUCGGUUCUUGCAGUCGACUUCAAGACCGCGAUGCGGCCGAGCUAACGGUGAAGAGAAGCCGACGCGAGUCGUCCCACGUCCGCCGCGCUUGAUUCUCGAGUCGGGAUUCGUGCCGAAGUACGGACGACGACCGGAUUUCCGGAGUUUUGUUUUGUUCUUCUUAUCAUUCUCCCCCCGUUUCUUCUUGCUCCCUCGGUUACCCUCCCGCAUGAGAUGAUCGAUUCGUAGAGGGAAGAGCCGCGUUCCGUGGAUUCCCGCAACAACCUCGACCCGACCCAAGCUGUGCACCUGAAGAGCCAAUACGCUCGCGUGUCCAGGUGUAUUUCCUGCGAGGUGCAGCCGGACUUCCUGCCUCGGCACACCAUGGCCCAAGCUGCUCGCUCGUAGAGGACAACACAAGCAACUAUGAAUGCGAUUUCGACGGAGCUGUUGCUGCUGCUGGCGGGAGCGUUCGUCGCCAUGGCGGCGACGUCCGCCUGUCCCUGGGCGCAGCACGUGGUGGACCUUGAGAGUUCGUGCAUCUGCGACUACAAUCUGGCGCGCGAGCUCUCAGUGCAAUGCGACGUGGUGGACUACGAGCAGUUGCUGUCGGCGAUGCGGCGCUUUGCCGCCAAAACGCCCGUCGAUCUCUUCUAUGUCAACAACAGCACGAUCGGCGUGUUGAAGAACGGCUCGCUCGCUGCCUUCAGAAUCAACAACAUCCAGCUGUCCGGCUGCCGCAUCAAAAGCGUCGAGCCGGAGGCUUUCAAGGGCCAGGAGAACCACGUGAAGAUCUUGAAUCUUAAAGACAACGAGCUCACGGAGAUCCCCAGCGUCAACCUGAAGACCCUGAGAAACCUCACUGUGCUGGAUCUCUCGAUGAACAGAAUCACCAAAGUGAACGAAAACGCCUUCGCCAGCACCAAGCUGGUCACGCUGAAACUCUCCGACAAUGAAGUCACUCUCGCCGCCGGGGCGUUCUACGGCUUAGAGAGGACUCUGAAGAAUCUCAAUCUCAAGGGCACGCGGCAGAAGAAGGUACCGGACGCGCUUAGAGGCCUGAGCACCCUGGCCUUCCUCGAUCUCUCGCAGAACAGUAUACGUGAACUGCCCGGCACUUCCGGCGCGAAAGCCUUCGAGGGUCUCGAUUCUCUCACUGGACUAAAUCUCGAGAGGAAUCUCAUACAGAAUAUCGGCCCAGACGCAUUCUACGGUAUCAGAAACACUUUGAGCUCUUUGAGCCUGUUGAACAAUCUCAUUCCGGAUUUCCCAACGGCGGCUAUCAACAGCGUCUACGAUCUCAGAGUACUAGACAUCGGCUUCAACCUAAUCACCGAACUACCGGUCAACGCCUUUCAAGGAAACCCGUCAAUCACUCUGCUGGCAAUCGACGGUAACCCGUUGUCCACGGUGCCGGAAGAGGCUCUCGCUCGACUGAACGGUACCCUGCGCGGCCUGAGUCUAGGAGGGCGGUUCCUCGUUUGCGACUGUAGGCUACGCUGGAUCGUCGAAUGGAUCAAGACGAGGGACCUGCAGGUCACUAGCCGCGAACGAAAGCCGCAAUUCUGCGGCAGCCCGCAUAGGUUGCAGGACAAAAGCUUCUACAACAUCGAUCCUGAUGAUAUGAGUUGCGAACGACCGCUCGAGAUCGUCGGGAUAGGAACGGUGGAGAGCGUAGAUACGAGGGAGCCGACAGAUACCAUAGUCGGCGACGUCGGUAGCUUCCCUCCGACGAUUCGACCGACGAUUUCCACGACCGAGAUGAUCACGAGCACGACGUUCUCCACGACCACGGUAACGGUAUCGUCUUCAACCGAAGAAAGAAGAACGCCACCACCGACGCCGCCUUCCACUUUUAUCCCUACGAGCCGACCGACCGCCGCGCGAACUGGAAACGUCGUGAUCAUGAGGACCACCCCAUCGCCGCCGAAGCAGCCGCAAGAUCAGAUGCAACAGCAUCAACCGAGACCGCCGUUGGUCUUAGGAUCACCUUUAUACAAGUCGAAAUCGAGCGAGAAGGACAUCAUGGUCAAGGAUGUGCUUCGGCAAGACAACGCCGUCAUCAUAUACUGGGACACCGAGGCCACGAAUAUUCUGGGAUUCAGAGUGAUCUACCGAUUGUUCGGGGACAAUAGUUUCAAGCAGGCGCCGCCGCUCGAGGCCAGUGAGCGAGAGUUCAAGAUCAAGAACGUACCGUCGCAGGAAUGCAUCGUGGUUUGCGUGGUCUCGCUGGAGGAGACCAACAUCACGCCAGCGAACGUACCGUACAACCAAUGCCGCGAGGUCAGAACGGAGAACUCGCCGACCUCGAACAUGGACAAGAUCACGAUCGCCGCGAGCGCGGCGAUUUGCGCCACGAUCGUCGUCGCGGUGAUCAUCUUCGUUGUAGCGAACCGACGUCGCGCUCGAAAGCUGCACACGUUGCACAGCAUCGACCAGACGAAGAUGGGCGGCCCGAUCGCCGGUUUGCCCGUCAACUGCUGCUCAAACGUGGGCCCGACACCGAGUCCCGGCGGGCCUCUGUCGUCGAUGGCCACGUUGAGCGCCUACAACGCUCAGAAGGAGUGGGACCAGGUGUCGGCGUAUAGCAACAGGAGCAUACCGCGGCCGAGGAUCUUCCCGAUAGAUCGACAAGGGUCGAUCACCAGAGCAUCUUGCAUCGACGACGUGCGCUCCCAGGCCGGACACUACAGCGGUAAAGUGUCCACCCGGUCGAUCGCCGACGGCCAAUCCCAGCACAGCUUCUCCAACAACUCCACGCGAUAUUUCGCCAACGCUGCGUUGGCCUCCAACCUCGUCAGCACGAGACCAGAACUGCGACAAUCGCGCCAGUCGCUCGCAGCCGCCUCGGACCGAAUGUCCCGGUCAAACUUCUCCACUAAUCAUCUGCCACCGCACUCGUCGGCCAGGCGGCAACGACCUCGCUCACGCAACCGUACCUUGGAGCCGAACCCACCGCGACCCGGCAGCCGGUACAGCCUGGCGGACUCCACGCACACCCUCAACAACUACGACGAGAACAAUUGGACCGACCACGACAUGGACAUCUAUAUGGCUCGUAACCCCACCACGAGGAGCGGCCUCGUACCGCUCUAAAGUUUGACGCAUCGAGACGCAGUAGUAGUCUCGAGAUCUCGUCGUUUAUUCUUGCUCAAGCAUGUUCAAGUGGAGCAGCCGACCCGAGUCGCGACUGUUUUCGUUCGUACGGCGUUCUAAGCUGAAGCGACGUCUAGCGAAGUCUAGAUAAUAUCAACGGUCGCUCUGAUCGAGGACAGAAAGUCUCGAACGCGUAAAGUGUGAGGAAAACGUUCAUUACAAUGUCAAUAAUGUAUCUUUGUACGACUUUGUAUCAAAUAAGUCACGUGCUGAAGAGCACCCUCAAUCUAUUGUUAGAACUCUUAGAUAGAUAAGUAGACCGAUAGUUAGAUAGAUUCAAUAUCUCGAGGUAACAUCUCUUCGGCGCUUAACACGCACGAAGACUGCCUGGCUCCGAUUGCGAACAUCGACCGCUAGCAUCGCGGCAGGUAUUACCGUGUAAUGCUCGCGCGACCAGCGCAAACGCAAAUCGAGCCAGGUCGAGAACCGGCCUUAGAUAUAUGUACAUCCCUGUGUAGCUCUAAGUAAACCUUACGUAAGUGUACUAUUUCAUUACCGGAUCGUCGACGAAGCGGGCGAGCCGACAGCGCGCUUCCGGCCGGCUCGAGAGUUCCGGAUUAAUCGUAGCGCGAUAUCUUCGCACGACGGACUCGGCGAUUCCACCCAAAGACUGCGACAUCGAAGUGUCUGUCUCCGGAGAAACGCCACCGCGACCAAGCGUACUGACAUAUCUUGUGAACGACGUCGAUCGCUCAGUAGAGACGAGACGCGAGGAGAACGCGACGAGGAACUUCAGAAAUCUUCCCUUGACUCUACCUUAUUUUAUAACACGUAUAUCCAUUCGUGUGCUCGUUGCCGUCGACGACGAGAACGACUUAUCGUCUUUGGCGUACUGACGACAAAUAAAAAGACUUUCGCUACUCA
This is a messenger RNA of Odontomachus brunneus, 4395 nucleotides long. It is a transcript of the gene haf, whose product is annotated as vasorin. The record is from RefSeq and is a predicted model, not a curated record. NCBI's taxonomy places the organism in Eukaryota, Metazoa, Arthropoda, Insecta, Hymenoptera, Formicidae. Gene Ontology annotation, molecular function: protein binding. The transcript is spliced from 7 exons. The coding region runs from base 802 to 3471 and encodes 889 amino acids.